CUCCUCCUUGGUUAUGACACUGCGGAAGUGCAACAUAGCACACAUGCUUAGGGGAUUUUGACUUUGAAUAGAUUUUAAUGACAGUAUCGCAUUCGUGUUAUAAAUAUUUCAUAUAUUAAUCUCUAUAAUCUGCAGAAAUCUAGCAAGAAUCAAGAUAUUAGGGCUCAUCUGUCUUUACAGGUGAUUGUUUGUGCAUCCACGUGAUUACCGCCUCAGCAAACUGUAUUUAGCCACUUACAGUCUCUUGAGUUCAGCCAAAGGAAAGUCAUGAAAUCUCUGGAUGGAGAUCAAACCAUCUGCACCUGAGUUGUCACAGGUCCCUAUAAGAGCACCAAACAUCCACCUAAAGACUGCACCUCUGUGGUUGUGAUCUUAGGUGGUGGACCCUGCCUUGUUUGACAUUGUGGUGCACAACAUGAGACCCCCCUGUGCUUAGUGAGCUGAAGUCUGUGGUGAUGUUUCGCCUCCGGUGUGUGAAUUCCUUCACCUUCCUCCGGAGGUUCCUUCACGGGGGGCCGGUGAACCGAGACCACGUUCUGGAGCAGCUGCGGGUUUGCUCUGCUGAAGACGAGGUGUUUGACGUGGUGGGCAAGAACAAGACCAAGCUCACCGUGAGCCAUGUCAGCCAUGCUGUGGAGAUGCUGUGGCAGUUUCAGAAAGAGAAACCACAAAUACUCAGGACCGUGGAGCUCGUCAGGAGCCACCCGCAGUUCCUGACUCUCCGGGUUUUGGCGGAGAACAAAAUAGCUGUUAUGGAGGAUUUUAUGUUGGCCGACAUACUUUACAGCAUCCUCAGGCUGAAUAUUGAUCCACAUGACUCUCUGGUUCAGCAGCUGAUUUCAGAAGCAUGGCUCAGACUAGACCGAUUUCCAAUGUCAUCUUUAUCCAAGUUUGCCAUCUGUCUAAGUGAUCAGGGCCUUCAGCACAGUCCUCUAAUGGGCAACAUCGCCAAUAUUGUGGCUCAGAGGUUGUCGUCUAUUGAUGAUAUCAGGAUUCUAACUACGCUGAUGAUUAGCAUAUCGUCCUUGUUGUCUCCCCGGCUUCGUGAUGCCCUCAUUGACAGGGCAGACCAUCUCCUGGACACCAUGGAUGCCUCCAACUACAACAGCCCACGGAGGGUGGUGCAGUUCCUGCGCAACAUCAAGCACAGCAACAGGCCUCUGCUGGAGAAGUGCAACAAGGUCCUCCUGUGUAAUAUUCCCAGUCUGGAUGCAGAAAAUAUAAGCAUCAUCAUGGGGCUGUAUCAGUCCCUGCAGUUCAACGACUGCGACUUCAGGCUGGCGGUCAAACAGAGACUAAUAGAACUGCUUGAUACAAGCACAGAUGCUUUCUCAUUCACCAAACUGUUUGUCGCUCUGGCUCCGAUGGCCACUGAGGAGAUCAGAGAAAGGUUGGAGAACACGGCCCUCCUGGUGGCAGAUGAGCUCAGUGCACAUCAGGCUCUAGCUGUAUGUGAAGCUCUAGAAGAGAUUAAGAGCAGGAAUCUUAAGUUACUGAACAGAGUUGCAUCAGUAAUCCAGAGGAACCUCGACGUCUACAGGCCAGUGGAGGUGGCCAGAAUCACCCAAACUCUUUUUUUCUUGCAUUACCAGAACCCCGAACUCUUCAAUAAACUAAGAAACACUCUGGUCAACUUUUUGCAGCGCAGCUUCUUACCCUAUGAAGUCAUCAUGUUGGCCCGUGUUCUGUCCAUGCUGCCCUCCCCACGGCUCUAUGACAUCAUGAUCUCACGGGCGAACGCAGUGGUUAGCCAGUGUUCCCUCAACGACCUCAACACCCUUUCGUUUGCCAUCGCCAAGUGGGUGCGCAGUGACCCUUCCUACCGCCACAACACUCCCAGUAAGUACGUCCGCCUGCUGCAGAACCUGAACCGCUGCGGGCAAGAGAGGCUGCGAACGGCUGACCGGCUGGACUUGGUGCUGGAGGAGCUCAAGUACAUGUCGGGAGAGUGGUUUGAGGAAAUGCUGGUCGAAGAGACGAUGGCCACGCUACAGAGGAUGAUAGACCAAAUCAAUUGGACCAAUAUGACUGAGUUGGCUCUCUUCUUAACCAAGAUAAAUCACCUCUGCCCUCCACUGAUGGACCGUAUCGCCAGUGUGGCCAUUAAAGACAUUGACAAGCUUCACUACACGGCAACAUAUGCCACCCUGUUGCCCUUCUCCACCCUGAAUUACGAUACUCCACAAGCAGAUGAGUUGUAUGACGUUUGUAUUCGGCACGUCACUCCACGUCUCAGCUCCUUUGACCCACAUCUGUUGGUUCUCAUGGCAUACUCUUUGGCUGUGGCUGACUGUUUCCCUGAGGUGAUAAUCAAAGAAAUCUUCAGCAUAGACUUCCUGGGAAGGCUGGAUUCCCAACUAGAAACCAUACCUGAUGGCCUCAACUUGCGGACCAGACAGCGCCUCAUGGAGCUCAAUCGCGCCGUGUGUCUCCAGUGUCCUGAGUUUCAGGUGCCGUGGUUUCAUGAGCGCCACUGCCGGAAGUUGCAAAAGAAAAGGUAUGUCGUCGUCAGUCCUGCGCAACAGCAAAUCCACAAAAUGCUGAGUGAAGUUCUUGGUGGCAUUAACCGUGUUCAAGUAGCGGUUGUCACUCCAUAUUUUUACACCGUUGAGUUUGAAUGUGUGCUGGACAAACACCUGCAGUCGUUGCCCUACAGCGACACCAACACACUGCAGAUGUCAGACAGAGGAAAGGUUCUUUGGACGAUGAGCCCAGAGGAAAACAUCAGAGAUGAGAUUCCACCUGGAGCUCAGCGAGUUGCUGUGGACUUUCUUGAUUCAAAGACCUUCUGCAAGAAUACUCACCACAUAAAAGGUGAAGCCCUGAUGAGAAAAAGACACCUUGAAAUCCUGGGAUACCGUGUGGUUCAGAUCCCUCACUUUGAAUGGAACUCUAUGGAGCUCUCGACACAGGACGCCUGGAAGGAAUACCUGAAGAAGAAAAUAUUUAAAGAGCUCUCUCCUUGAAGGAAUUAUUUAUUGAACAAUGAAAGUAAUGUUACACUUAGCGCUGAGCUUGGUUAUGAGAGUUUUCAGGCUGAAACACUGAACAGAGUUUUAAAAACGAUGUAACUAUGUUAAUAUACAUCAAGUGCUCUUUAUUUAAAGACAUUGAGCAUAAAGUUGACGUGAAUCUACCCGUUUCAUGUUGAUUGUGAGAUUGUAUAUUAUGCGCUUUUGUAUUAAAGGGAGUAUU
Molecule: messenger RNA, 3195 nt
Organism: Larimichthys crocea (large yellow croaker)
Lineage: Eukaryota; Metazoa; Chordata; Actinopteri; Sciaenidae
Gene: fastkd1
Product: FAST kinase domains 1
Exons: 15
Coding region: 456-2966 (836 amino acids)
Biological process (GO): regulation of mitochondrial mRNA stability; mitochondrial RNA processing
Cellular component (GO): ribonucleoprotein granule; mitochondrial matrix
Molecular function (GO): RNA binding
Source: RefSeq, a predicted model, not a curated record